Molecule: messenger RNA, 1884 nt
Organism: Cuscuta epithymum
Lineage: Eukaryota; Viridiplantae; Streptophyta; Magnoliopsida; Solanales; Convolvulaceae
Source: the annotation of a GenBank genome assembly
AGAGAUAAUUUUCCUUGGGGUAUAUAUAACAGAGGAUGAGGAAGGAGGAGGAGCUGUUCUGUUCUUUUAUAGAGUCCUCUCUCUCUCUGUCUUCUCAUCUCACUUCCACCGAAAGUUUCAUAGAAAACAGAUCAUUUUCGAAAUUCCCGGUGAGUGAUUGCUCAUCUUCAAUUUAUCUACAGAAAGUGGAACAAUGUUUCAGUUUUCCUUCAAUUAGAGAAAAUCAUCAGAAUUAUCUCGAGAAUUCUGUAUUCUGAAUUCGUGGGUUGAUGUAUUUUGGUUAAAACUUGUUAUGAAUUUUGAAAUUCACUCCGAUGCCGUUUUUUAUGGACAGAUACAAUCGCAAGAAGAUUUUUGCUGAUAUUGAGGUGGAAUUGGCUUUCAGUUCUUCUGCCGAUUUCAAUAGGCGCGUUCUGAUAAAUCCGGAUGAGAUGUGCAAGUCUAUCUGAAGUUCUUCUAGAUCAGAUUCUGUAUUUGCGAAGCUUUGAGUAAUGAAGUUCGGAAAUGUCGCCGUUCUACUGAAGAACCACCGUGAACGGACCCGAGAAAGUGAAGAAAUCGUAAAUCUGUUUGUGAUACCUGUUGUUUCUUAGUCAAUUCCGAUGAGUAAUCAAUCCGAAGAUGAUGGUUCUUUGAUGACAUAGAUUGAGGAACACGGCGCUAGAAGAUUUUGAAAGGAUUUCAUGAUUCUCAUAGUUUCGUCCAAGUUGUAGUUUGGAAUCUGGAAGGAAUAUAAUUUCUCUCGCCUUUUGAAGAUUGGUAGUUUGAGAGGUGUAUAAAGGAGGUAGAUGGAGAAGAAUUACAGAGAUGGAUUGCUGCUGAGGUCAGCGAAUUGUCACCGUGACGAGGACAGGUCGGGGACUAAUACGACGUCGUCAGACUUCGUUUUGCAGUGGGGAAAUCGGAAGCGGUUACGAUGCAUGAAGGCCCACAAUAAGAAUCCUGGCAUCGCGCGAGCAGAUCACAGCUGUUGCAGUGAACCGUCUAGUUCGGCCCCGGCUCAGAGAGCUAGCGGUCUACCGGAUCGCCGGGUUGGUAGAUCCGACCCGAUUAAGGAUUCCUCGCACCGUCAGCUACACGGCUAUUUGAACCUGCGCCAACUUCCGGGGUCGAAAGCUCAUCGUAUUCUCAGGAAUCUCAGGAAUUCAGAGAGUUCAAUCGCAGCAAUGAGAGAAAGGAGCAACGGGUUGAGGAAUUCGGCCUCUCCUCCCGAUAGGGGUGCACAUAACCAUGCCAGGCCCAGCCCAAAUAAUGACAACCACCACGGCGGCGGAGGUGGGUCCGUGUCGUCGGAGACUGCUCAUGAGAGCAAGAAGGGACCGUCCUCCUCCUGCAGUGACACGGUUCCGAUGAUUUGGCCGCCGAAGUUUGUGAUUGCACUUACCAAUAAGGAGAAGGAAGAGGAUUUUAUGGCCAUCAAAGGAUCUAAACUUCCUCAGCGUCCCAAAAAACGUGCCAAGCUUAUCCAGCGUACUCUCAACUUGAUCAGCCCGGGGUCAUGGCUGUGUGAUCUAUCACUCGAACGAUACGAAGUAAGAGAGAAAAAGGUGUCAAAGAAGAGGCCAAGGGGUUUGAAGGCAAUGGGUAACAGAGAUUCCGACUCCGAGUAAGGAAAAGCUAUAUAAAAAAGAAGGCUGUGAAUCGCAGCACCACCACAAUGUUAGCUGAAUUAAGUAUGCUGUAAUUCAUGGGUUUUAACCUCGAGGAAAAAUGGAUGAUUUUGAUAAGAAGAUUUAUUUCCCUUCUUUUAACUUUUCCCUUUUCUCUUGCACUGGCAAUUAAAUAAAUUCAAAACAUCUUUUAGGCAGUACGGAGUAGUUGACAAGAAAGUUAGCCUCGGUCAUAAGAUUACUGCAUUUUGAAUUUUGUUUACAAAGGAAACAA